UGGAGGAGUUACAGUAUGAAAGGGUUUACAUGCAGACUUUCAUUCCAAUGUGAUGUGAUAAGAACGAAGUCUUCUCGCUGCUUUCCCAUGAAACGAGUAGCUGCCGAUGCUCCCGCUAAAGAGGUAAUAGAGUCGACCUGCAGCCGCUAAUUGGACAUGAUGUGAGGCCCCCUUCUUGUUCGUGGCUUAUGGAGACAACACAAACACAACACUCUGUAUUUACAGUUCAUCAUAAGUUGAACAAGUUGUGCAAGGAGAAGGUAAAAGCAUUAAGACAAAACGAGAAAACAUUCCGAGUAUUCUGUCGAAGGCUUGCAGGGUUGCAGUGAAUGGUAAACGGCACUCAUUGUUGGUUUUGUCUCACGCUCCGGUCCCAGGAGAGCAUCACCUGUCUUAUUAGAGGAACAGCUUUAGGAGACAUUGCAUAGUCUGCUCGCUGCUCCUGCGGCAUCCCUGUCUCCCACAAGGAGAGAGCUGUGGCUUAAAAAAAAUACAGCAACCUGUAAAUAAGCAAGAUUUAGUUUAAAAACAUAUCUCCGGCAGUUACCAGGAAAUUAUGACAGAAUCUAAGAGAGUGGAUACGGAGUCUGGUUUAUGCAGUUUGUUCAAUAUCACGAAUCUGCAAUAGUGCUGAGCAGAUUGUACCUCUGUCAGUGGUGCAAAUGUCUUAUCUCCCAAAUGGUAUAACGUCAGGUGUACUACAGUUAAACUCUGCUAUUCUGUGCUGUGGGAUUCACUUGCUGGGUUUCUUGAGCAGAUGGUAAUAUCCCAGUUGCUGUAUUUAAAGCAGGUUUAGUGUGCACAUAGCCUAAAUUCCAGCAUACUAAAUGAAACCUCCACAUUUGCCUGCUGUUAUCUGCUCCGUUUCCAUAUUUUUAAUAAACAGAUAGAACUGCACACAUUUGAAAAAAAACAAACAAACAAACAAAAAAAUCCCCAAACAUUCUGAUGGCUUUAUUGGACACAUGAACUAGAAGAUGAUGAAUUUCUCCCAAUCGAUCUCAACAUGAAUCCCCGGAGCUGCAUAAUUGUCAGACUCUGUGAAAUAAUCGCAGCUUUCAACACUAAUGGAAGCUCCGCACAUUCAUUAUUCAGUCCAGGAAACAGAGUGCUGCAAAGAGUGGAGGGAGCUGUGAGUUAUUGCCCAGUGUGAAUUAGCCCUAGAAUAAAGGGGAUGUUGGACUUUCUCUGCCUUAAGAAUUCCCCAGUCCCUUAAUGUCCCCUCUGUGCCUCUUUGUCCAUCUGCACAUAGGCAGACAGGCACCACACAGAGAAGCCGAGAUUGUGUCACAGCUGUGGCCCCGGUCAGACGACCGGUGAUGGGUGUACGGUGUCGCUGCGGGCAGAACGACAGACGCUCUGGACUCUCCCGUGUCACCGCCACGUUUGACCACGGACAGACAUGAGUAGUGGAUGAAAGCUUUCCCCAUGUUACAGCACCCCUGGGACCACUGCAGGAUUUACGAGAAAGGGAGCGGGAGGAAUGCUGCUGGAGGGGGUGAUUGAGGUGGGGUGGACCAAUGAGUGGCUGAGCUGCAGAUAACACAUGGCAGGAAAGAGAUAGGUUUGAUAUGUGAACAUGCCCACACUUGUGCUCGGGGAAAGGCACACCAUCCACCAUGCUGGUGCAGACAGGGCUGGCCAUUACAGUAACCUGGGACUCCCCCAAAGCAGUGCACAUCAGAGAGAAUGUGAGCAAUGCAUCAUAAGCCUUCUUUAUUUCCUCUGUCUAGACUAUACAAGUCUCAAGUCUCACCAUGUAGACCGAAAAGCUCAGGAAGGGAAAACACUUUGUCCUUCGCUCAUCCACUUUCAUAACUGCAUUUUAGGGAGUGUAGAUUUGCAAAGUCUCAUUUGUUUAAAAACAGCAGAUGGGUGAAAAAUCCACCUUCACAGAAACCUACGCUUUUACUCCAACCCCUGGGAAACACAUACUCAGCCAUGCACCACUAGCCUCCACAAACCCUUUCUGCAGUGAGAGAAAUUGUAAAUGUGUCUCUGCCUGCACUCAACCAGAGGAUUUUUAAUUCCCUCUCCACUGCCGCCGCUGUCAGUCCGGAGCACAGAUUUGAACAUGUAUUACGAAUUGGACAAAUUAUUUUGCUGAUGGUGAAAUACCCUUGGAGGUUCCAUUCAGCAAAGGGGAGCCGUAGGAUACAUGAGAAUAACAAGUCUGAUCAGUGUCACUUCACCUGCCGGGCUGUCUAACACAUUUCCUGUCUGUUUUAAUUUAUGUAUUUGUCUCACAAACAUAUACGUACAUGUAUAUAAAAACCCACGAGUACCAACAUGGAGGAAAUUGUUCAGGACUUGUGGCCUUUAGGGGACGUUCAGUUUUGGUUUAAGUAAGUAAGAAGAUUUUCCUCAAACUGUCUCUUUAAAUCGGGGUGGAUUUGUCAUACAUGUGUGUUGCUAUUAAAAAUAGCCCAAUUAAAGUGAUGAGGAAACUGGAUUUCAUGAGAGUGUGUGAAAACACUUACGAGCUGAAUCACUUACGGAUGUGAGAAGAUGUUAAUGAGGAGAAAUUUAAUGAGGCAGAUGUGAUAUAGGAGUUUAACGGAGAGCAUCUUCAUUUGCUUAAAUAAAGCCCACCAAAUUAACGAAAGUCAGAAAAAAAUAAAACAAGUGGGUUUGUUAAUUUAAAAGACAUGUCUGGAUUCCCACAAACUGACAAAAUGAUUUGUUGUGUUCACAACAUUUUUGUUAUACACCACAAAUAUUGGAAAUCGGGUGGGUCUCGGAAUGUUUGCUCGAGCUUUUAUUAAAUGAGCCAAGCAUGGAGUCCUCGCUGUCAGCUAAUAAAUGGUGAGUUAUAGCAAGAACAACUGUGACUGUGAAUGGAAAUGAGCGAAGUCACACACAUUUUCAGUAUAAAAACAGCUGGGUCAAGACAAGGACGGAACAGGUUGACUGUUAUGUAUCUUUGUUUUUGUGGGUUCCAGUGCAUGUGAUCCCAAAACAGAAAUAAACAAUAACAUCAAGUGGGAUUCUGUGGGAUCUUGUGCCCCCCGAUCAUCAGCACAGUGGAACAUGUGGUCAUUGAGACUGUCAGGUGAUAGUGGCGUAGUGUUCAAUAUUAUGAUUUUUUCUUUAUUGUCCUUUACUGAGGGUAUCAAUUAAAGUAAUCAUACAUAAAUGAUACCACGUAAUACUCCUGACAUAUACCGAUGCAUAUGCAGCUAACCCUUUAAAACCUCUGUACAGAGCUCAACCCUCAGCACACACACACACACACACACACAUAUUGGAAUGAAUACUGUUGAGAUUGUACAAGUUGUACAAUACGAUCAUUGUAGUAUGCACAACAUGAUAUAUUUUAGAAUAACCUUCCUAUCUUUGAUAACCUUAAAUAACGCUACACUGUGUUACACUUGUAUUUUUGGGGCCUUAAUAUUUACAAUAUUAUUUCUUAAACUCAAUCUUCCAGCAUCAGAUUAGUUUUGGUCCAAUUAGCACCGGGUUCUGGGCUUGACAAGGUCAGCUGCCGAUGAUGUGCUAAAGAGACGCACAUACACAUACGCUUGUGCGCACGCACGUACACGCAAACACACCGCGGUGCGGUGCACUUGCUCCGCUCUUGUUUGAACCUCCUUCCUACGAUCCGCCCACCAUCUCGGGACUAAAGUCACGUGUCUCACCGCCGAGUGUCUCUGUUCGAACCAAACCACAGCCUCACAAAUCAAACUCAUCCAGAGCCAGCCGAGGGGAGAGGACAGGAAGGAUGAUAACGAUGCUGAGAAACGGAGGAUGAGCUCGGACAAAAGCCACGGCCACGUCACUGGGCUGCAGUGAGAGCUCUCUGUUUCCCGCAGAGGUGGACUAUACGAGCACACAUCGGAGCGGGACAAGGGAUGAGAUUCAAACCGUGUGGGAGGCACUCUCCUACAGAUCUCAGUCCGACUUUGAGCCGCAGAGCUUCGGGUGUGUACCGGACAAGGGCUGAGCAGCUCACAGUCUUGCGGAAACCGAAUAUUAUUUGGGGGUCUUGAUUGAAUCAGUGUUUAGGAAAGUGCUCUUCAAUAUGAGGGCUGUUUCGGCAAACUUGUUCGCUCUUCUCCUCCUGUGCGCCCUAGCAAGUGUCUUCUAUGUGUGGAGCCCAGUGGAGACCCGCCUAGAGCGGCACAAACGCAGGAUCUUAACGCCGGGUAGAGGGUCUGUUCUCCCCGCUCUCCCAGCGGAUCUCUCCGCCAAAACUUUCCGGGCUCUACUCGCUGUCCCAGUGGCACAAAGACAACACUUGGGGGGCAGACUCGAGGCGCCCAACCUCACCGAUCAAACCGUCUCUGCUAGAAGUCGUCAUUAUCAUAAUAAAGGGGACAACACGAGGUCAUCGCGGAGGGGGGGCACGGUCAAGUUGGGUUCCCCUGUGGAGGAUGGGAUAUUUUGGGGUGAAUGGCUGGAGGAUCUGCGUCCGGUGGGCUUCACGGAAGAGUACGCUCGAGACUGGCGAGAGAGAGCCAGGACAUACCGGAUAGUGAAGCUGGAGCCGGGAUGCGGCAGGAUAUCCAAUCAGCUCGCCACUUUCGCCGAUGGGACCAAGGCGUGUGUCCGUUACGGCAUCAACGCGGACCAGGUGCAGGGAGAAUCUUUGACGUAUUAUCUGGCCACUUUGCUCGGCAUCACAAACCUGCCACCACUCGUACUGUCCCAGCUGAGUGGCGACAGUGAACAAUGGGCGGCAGUGCGGUCGCGGAUUAGUGGGUUACAGUGGAGUGACCGAGCCGUGGUUUCUCUCACCGAGUGGGUCUCCAACCUCACCGGCGUGGUCACACCCGCGCCCCUCAGACCGGGGAACGCCGGGCUGCGCCCCGCCGUACACGAGCUGCAGAACAAGACCAGAGCGGAACUGCUGGAACUCAUGCAAUGGAGCGACCUGAUUGUGCUGGACUACCUGGCUGCCAACUUCGACAGACUGGUGAGCAAUCUGUUCAGUCUACAGUGGGACUCGCGCGUAAUGGAGAGGGACACCAACAACCUUCUGAAAACGCCCGGCGGUGAUCUCGUGUUCAUUGACAACGAGGCCGGACUGGUUCACGGCUUUCGGGUGCUGGACAUGUGGGAGAAAUAUCACAACACGGUGCUGAGCUCCGUGUGCGUGUUCAGAAAAAGGACCACACUGCGCGUGGCGGAGCUGCACAGGCGCAGAGACUGUGGAAGGAGGCUGCUGGAGCUCUACUCAGACAGCGAGCCUUUGUCUGUGGAACUGGGCUUCCUCUCCGACGAGCACGUUGCUAUCCUCCAGGACAGGAUAGACAGAUUACACAAACACAUUUUGCAUUGCAGAGCCAAGUACGGCCAGCUGUGAUGGCGGACUGCUUUGUUUUGUCUGCACAGUACGACGAGCUCUGCAGAUGCGAUUGGUACACCUGUGCCGAACGGAUGCGCACUAGACAAACUGCCCCGAGCAUCCGGCUGAACUACCUCCCGUGAACAGAAUGUGUUGUCUACUUUAUGCAUAAGUACAUGGGACGUGUUGAUGAGCUCCCUGCACACGUUUCCUCUGUUUGCUUCACAGAGACCAAUGGGGGGAGGGGGGAAGAUCCAUGUUAUCAUGUCUUACUUCACUUCACAGGAGUUAAUGUCAGCAGUAUAAAUAUGACUAAAAUGUCAUAGUGCUGUCUAUUGUUUGGAUUUUUAUGCUUUGUGUUUAGAAAUCCUUUAAGCCUUAAUGUUAAGAUAACUGCUAAAUUUGACCAAGUUCACAUUACCAGGCUGAAAUGGCUCAAAUCAAGCAAAAACAUAUUAUUAAAAACAAAAGUUGUAUAGAAAUAUACUAGGUAAAUAAUAUUUCCAUUGCAGUUCAGGAUACUAGAGAUGAGAUGUUGCAUUCCUGUGUGAUGGCCAAGUGACGUGAUGAUGGUCGGGUUAAAGGUUCUCAUUAACAAGUAAGGUUCUAGUGGCUUAAGUAAUCGAGCAGAUGUAUAAUGUUUUGUGUCAACACUGCAGUAAUGAUCAAAUCCUAACACCGCCCUAUGCACUUGCCCUGUGUUGAUGUCCUCCACCUGCACCAACGGCACAGCAAAGUCCAACAAACGUGUGUUGAUACAAUGUACAUUUGUCUUCAGGAGAACGUCUGCUAGAACUGAUACCAGUAGUUAUGAAUGUGAACUGUCAGUUCUGGUUUGUACUGAAUCAGUACACCUGGUAACAUGAACGUAGCUUUACUUUAUCGCCAGGUUUGCUUUUUUUCUCUGUCUUUUUUUAAGAAAAAUGUUUUGCACAGUACUUUGUUAGUGCGCCUACACACUUGUAUUUGUGUUAUAGUCAGCCUUAAAGUAACACAGUGCAUAUGACUAUUGUACAUGUUGUAAAUAUGUUGUACAUAGUGUCAGCAUACCUGUUUUGGAUAUAUGAUUCUUUAGUUAUUUAACCUGCAUUGUAACAUUCCAAAAUCUGUCUUUUUUGAUGAAUACACAGUAAUUUAAU
This is a messenger RNA of Cynoglossus semilaevis (tongue sole), 6426 nucleotides long. RefSeq names its product four-jointed box kinase 1 (gene fjx1). The record is from RefSeq and is a predicted model, not a curated record. The coding region runs from base 4022 to 5305 and encodes 427 amino acids. The transcript has a single exon. Gene Ontology annotation, biological process: cell-cell signaling. Lineage: Eukaryota; Metazoa; Chordata; Actinopteri; Pleuronectiformes; Cynoglossidae.